Molecule: messenger RNA, 2337 nt
Organism: Paramuricea clavata
Lineage: Eukaryota; Metazoa; Cnidaria; Anthozoa; Malacalcyonacea; Plexauridae
Source: the annotation of a GenBank genome assembly
AUGUCAGAAGAUUUGAUUAUAGAGCUUCAGUCUCGUAUGCUGGGCUUAAAACGAAUGGAAUUAGCCCGAUUUGGAGAAGAAAUGAAAUGGAUAAAGGUAGAAGAAAUCGGAGAAAAGGGUAGGUUGGAACUGAUUAAAAUUAUACGUACAGUAUUUGAAGAAGAAGUACUUAAGUGUAAUAGCGAGCAGCUUGACAGUCUAUUGGGAAAAAUACAAACUAUUUUAGACAGCAAAACAAUGAGUCAAAAUGAGGAAAGCGUGAAAGCAAAAGAAAAGAGUGAACAGGAACUGAAACAGCUCAAAACACAGUAUGAAAAGUUACUAGUAGAGCAGGAAAAACUCAAAGAUCAAAUAAAUACUGUCCAAACCCAAAAUGAAACAACUGAGGACAUAACUAUAACUAGUGAAUCAGUAACACAACAAGAUAAGCCACAAAGUGCAUUUCUUAACAUGAAAACAAGCAUGCUCCGUCGGGAAUUCAAGAUACAAGGACAAAUCGGAGAGCCAGGGCAUAAAGAUAAACUAGCAUAUCAGUCACUCAUUUCACAGAUUGAAAUUGGGUUGCAAAAGGGUUACACAAGAGGAAAUUACCCAUGCUGUUGUUAGAGCUGUUCAGGCUGGGUUACAACUACGAAGUUAUUUGGAGGGAAUAAAUGGGUUGACAUUACCACGAUUACGUAAAAUACUACGCUAUCAUUUCCAAGAGAAAAGUGCUACCGAACUCUACCAGCUCUUGGCUAAUAUCAGUCAAGCCCCAAAAGAAAGAUCACAAGAAUUUUUAAUUCGUGCCCUGACGAUUCGGCAAAAAAUAGUGUUUGCAUCAAAAGAAUCGGAUACCAAGAUCAAAUAUGAUGAAGGGCUUGUCCAAGGCCUAUUCUUGCAUGCCCUAGAAACUGGCCUUGCCGAUGAAACCAUUCGGGCAAAAAUGAGGCCACUCCUUAAGAACGAAUCAGUGGCUGAUGAAGAGCUAAUUGAAGUAAUGAGCUCUGCGAUGGCUGCUGAAUCAGAAAGAGCCACGACGUUCAACCAGGUGGGCCGAGUAAAGUCCUCACCAAAAGUCUCGAAGAUAGAAACCGGAGUGCCACCAAGAUCUACAGAGUCACCAAAUGCACAUGAUAGUGAGAUACUGGUCACACUAAAAGUGAUCCAGGCAGAAUUGAAUACAGUUCAGUCCGAGGUGGCUAGCUUGCGGACGAAAGUAGACCAGAAAGAUUCCCCUCAAGGACACCCCCCUUCCAGUACCUUCAUGACGGGUCGUGUUGGUCAAAACCGAAGAAAUGAUGGCCGUCAAGGUGAUUACCCUCCAAUGUGUAAAAAAUGCCACGAAGAGAAUCAAGUUAAUUGUCCUCAUUGUUUCAAAUGUGGAGGAAGAAACCACACUGCCCGAUAUUGCAGGUCGGGAAACGAGAGGAGGCUACCCCUGAGGGACUAGGAGUAGCCGCGUCAAACCAGAAUAAGUCCCACCGAUGCAAUGGUUGUAACCAAGAGGAAGUUCACGCUAACUUUAAACGUUGUUCUGGCUGCAAACUGGUGUAUUAUUGCUCAAAAUCAUGUCAAAAAAGACAUUGAAGUGAACAUCAAAUACUUUGCAAUGCCAUUAAGGAACAACUAAAUCAAAACAAUGAAACUCUCAGAGGACUGGGAGAUAGUUCAGACACAGAAAUGUUUGCAAGUCACCUUUCUCCAAAGAAACAUGCUGCAAUUGCUAAACUUGUUGGUCGCAAAUGCUCUGUUCGGUGUCUUGUAAAUGAUGUUGAUAUGGAAGCGUUAUGGGACACUGGAGCCCAGGUCUCCAUUUUCCCGGAACAGGUACUGUCUGACAAUUUUUCUGAUUUGAAAAUACGUGAUAUUAGUGAAUUGCUUGGUGCGGGUUCUGGUCUGAAUUUAACUGCGGCAAAUGGGACACCAAUCCCUUAUAAAGGCUGGGUGGAAGCUAGAUUUAGAUUAAACCGAGAAGAUGAAAAAGAAGUAACAGUACCAUUCUUAGUAACACCCGAACAGUUGGAACAACCAAUAAUUGGGUACAAUGUUAUUGAACUGUUUUUGCAAGAAGGUGAAAACUACUCAGAUAAUUUAGCAGUGGCACACCAUAUAGUGUCAAGUUUUAAUAAUGUUGGAGUGAAAGAUGCUGAGCAAUUGAUAAACAUUAUCCAAAGAAAUGAUGGGGAGUUGUUUUGCCAAGUAAAAACAUCCAAACGUCACAUUACAAUACCGAAGAAAGCUACCAAAACAGUACCCUGUCGAGCAAAUACGGGAACGAUUGAGAAUACAAGACCAGUGCUUUUUGAACCUGAUGAAAAACAAGAGUGCCCCCCCCCCCGGAUUAAUAGUUCAUGA